Messenger RNA from Sugiyamaella lignohabitans, 897 nucleotides. RefSeq lists its product as uncharacterized. The record is from RefSeq and is a predicted model, not a curated record. The transcript has a single exon. Bases 1 to 897 code for a protein of 298 amino acids. Lineage: Eukaryota; Fungi; Ascomycota; Dipodascomycetes; Dipodascales; Trichomonascaceae.
AUGGUUCAAAGUAAGAUUAGGAGGAAUGGUAUCCAACAAAUCAGAGUCGGCAACAGUGACAAUGGCAUAGUUGGUAUCAGUAGUGUCCUUAGUAGUGAACAAGACAGUGUAUCUCUGAGCAACGUGCACAUAAAGAAUAUCAGCAGGAGUGGGUUCAGUGUAAACACCAUCAACCUCGACAAUAGUCAUGUUGUGGCCCUCAAUGUAAAAGUAUUGAGCAACAAAAGCACCAAUGUUGAUGAUUCUCAACAUAUAAGUGGUAUUGGGCUUAACAGGGAUCUUGGAGUUUUGAGUAUCAUUGAACAAAAACGAGUCGGGAAUAGGCUCGGCUCCAGAAGGAUUAUACAAAGACAAGAAACUAGGGUCGAUGCUCUCAAUAGUCUCAUGGUACCAAUCAGACAAGGUAACAAAGAUAUCUUCAUCAUAGUCAAAGGGGAAAGUCUUAUCAUGAACAAUAAGAGCUUGACGGUAACCAUCGGGAUAUUGCGAAUCGACGUGAGAGUGGUACCAGUAAGUACCGUUUUGAUCCACAGUGAAGUUAUAAGUGAUGUCUCCACCAGGAGCAACAGGACAUUGAGUGACCAUGACAGGACCGUCCAUCUCAGUACUUCCGUUCUGGAAGAUACCGUGGAAAUGGAUCGAGGCAUUACGAUCAGGCAAUCCAUUGUGCAUAUUCACGAUAAUACGGUCACCCUUGUCAACUUCAAUGACAGGCAAUGGCCAUUGGCCAUUGAUACCAACCACCUGACGUUCAUGAAGACCAUCGGGGUUGGCAUUGACCCAUGUAACGUUGAAAUCAUAGGUGCGGACUGCUGCGCUAACCGACGAAACAAGCAGCGACAAACCUGCUGUCAGCAAAGGCAAAGCAGAGCUGGCUUUCAUUGUGGAUCUGAAUGA